Molecule: messenger RNA, 1319 nt
Organism: Halichondria panicea
Lineage: Eukaryota; Metazoa; Porifera; Demospongiae; Suberitida; Halichondriidae
Exons: 1
Coding region: 93-1289 (398 amino acids)
Cellular component (GO): membrane
Molecular function (GO): alpha-(1->3)-fucosyltransferase activity
Source: RefSeq, a predicted model, not a curated record
GACUAUUGAUAUUCUACUCUUUACCACAUUUGAAGUUGCAACAAGAAGCCAUCUGAAAGCAAACCUGGAAGUUUAAAUAUCGUACUGCACUGAUGGCAACUACUCACAACAAGACCAAGGCCUUCAUCCUCCUCACACUAACAGUCUCUUUACCCAGUGUCAUUAUCAUCUACUCCAUGAGCAAGUCCAAUCCCACCGCUAACUUCAGAAGAAUUAAUCCGAGAGAUUCCAUUUCUAUAGCAGCAACAACCGACUCCACCAAUAAUGGGCCUCCAUUCAUUGCAAACAUUCGUCCCUUUCCACCAAACAAAAGAUCUCAAGUCGUACCAACUAUUGCAAAUCGGACAAUAAAACACUCUACUAAUUGUGGCUCCUCUGUUCGUGUUGUGUUCCUACCUGGCAACUGGAUCGAUGCAACUGAUAGUGGCUACCAGGCUCAGAACUGUGACGUCCCCUGUAUGUAUACUAAAGAUACUAGCUCUAGUGCUGUGAAGAGUGCAGACGCAGUGGUUGUGUACCUACCCUCCCACUCCAAACACCCCGAUAAUCUGCUCAAGAAGUACAGAAUCGAUUCAAACAAAGUCCUCAAAGUUGGAAUGAGUAUGGAGUCCAUUCGUUCCCACCCCCAUCAGUUUGACUAUCUCUCCGAGUACGAUAUCGAGAUGUCGUAUCGAAUGAGCUCACAUGUUCCAGAUCCAUACUUCACAUUUGCUCGAGGCAAGCAGAACUUACUUGAAGAAACGAAUUCAACGUGGAAAUCGAGAGAAAAAGCCGUCCUCUUUGUUGCAAGAAACUGCAAAUCUAACAGUCAACGAGAACAGUUGGUAAAGAUGCUACAGAAGUUUGUUAGAGUGGAUUCAGUUUCAAGUUGCCUGAACAACAAACACUGGCCAUCAGACAUUCCAAGAAUUGACAAGAGAGCUCUUUUGAGACGCUACAUGGCUAUAUUAGCAGCUGAGAACUCUAUUGAAGACGAUUAUGUAACAGAGAAAGUGUAUGCUGGACUAAUCACAGGGGCUGUCCCUAUUUACUAUGGAGCACCAAAUAUCGAUGAGUUUGUUCCGUCAGAUUCUAUUAUCAAAGUGCCACAUCCACUGACAAAGAGCGGAGUCAAGGAAGUGGCCGAGAGGAUUGAGCGAGUGUUCAACAGUGAAGAGGAGUAUAAUAGAUUGACUCAUUUUAAGAGACUUGGUAGCUAUGAGGACAGAUUUUUAGAAAUGUUUAAUUUCACAAGAAUUGAUGUCAAGUGUCGUUUAUGUCAGAAAAUCAUGUCAUUGAAAUGCAAAUGAAUUAUGAAUUUUUUAAUUUAAAUAUGAUAA